Syngnathus acus (greater pipefish) is the source of this 7279-nucleotide messenger RNA. RefSeq names its product cytoplasmic linker associated protein 1a (gene clasp1a). Gene Ontology annotation, molecular function: microtubule binding; kinetochore binding. Gene Ontology annotation, cellular component: microtubule organizing center; cytoplasmic microtubule; spindle microtubule. The coding region runs from base 602 to 5515 and encodes 1637 amino acids. Gene Ontology annotation, biological process: mitotic spindle assembly. NCBI's taxonomy places the organism in Eukaryota, Metazoa, Chordata, Actinopteri, Syngnathiformes, Syngnathidae. The record is from RefSeq and is a predicted model, not a curated record. The transcript has 45 exons.
CUACCUUCUGCGCAUGCGCGCGACGAUCCCAUUCUUGUGCUGCAGGCAGCAUUCCGGGUGGAGAGAGAAAAACACGAUUCUUAGGCCAUAUACCGAAACAACACUAAGAGAUAAUUUGCCAAGACCAUCAACAGUCUUCAAACUGAUUAUGGGCUUUCCGGGGAAGAUCCCAGGAAUACACGUGGAGAUGUGAUCUGGCCUUCAUCCUUCACGAUUUGCCACUUUGAUUGUUGCUCUCCAAAACCACCGUUGCAAACACUGCAGCAGUGGUUUGGCUCCAAGUAAAACCCCAAGUUAGAGGCACUAGUAAACUUUCCCCAGCUGCUGCCUUGACACACAUGGUGCAUUGCUGCCAUUCCCAAAGCCCGACUCCAUCAGUCUCGAGGGCCCAGCCACUAGCUUGCUGGUGUGCUUACAGUAGCCACAAAAAGAAGGAGGGUCCUUUUGGAUAAUUGUUUACCCAGUCACCAAUAUAAAUUCAAGUGUUGGGGUUUACAGAAACUUCCUGAGGCUUUGAGUUCUCAGGAUAUUUUGUAAUCAUCCAAUCAAAAUCUGUGAAGACUGACAAACACAGGGAAGGUGAUUAUUUUAGCCCAGGUUGAUGGAGUACAACAUGGAGAGCUGUCUAGCUCAGGUCCUGCAGAAAGAUGUGGGCCGUCGUCUUCAGGUGGGCCAAGAGAUCAUCGAUUACAUCUUGGAUAAAGAGAAGUCUCAUGAUCUGGAACAGGAUCAGACUGCACUUGAUAAGAUGGUUGAUGGCAUUGCCACCUCCUGGGUCAAUUCCAGCAACUUCAAGGUGGCUCUGCUAGGCUUGGAUCUCCUCGCUGCUUUAGUGACGAGAUUACAGGAGAGAUUUAGGGCUCAUGUUGGAACAGCUCUACCUAGUCUUAUUGAUCGAUUGGGAGAUGCCAAAGACCAAGUCAGAGAACAAGACCAAGCACUGUUGCUUAGGAUCAUGGAACAAGCUGCAUCUCCACAGUACGUGUGGGAUCGAAUGCUUGGAGGCUUCAAACAUAAGAACAACAGGACCAGGGAAGGAGUCUGCCUUUGCCUUAUUGCCACAUUGACCAUAUAUGGAGCUCAAGGCUUGACUCUCAGUAAGAUUGUACCCCACAUAUGUAACUUGUUGGGGGAUCCCACAAGCCAGGUACGAGACGGAGCUAUGAGUUGUUUGGUGGAGAUCUACCGCCAUGUGGGUGAGAGAGUGAGGAUGGAUCUCAGCAAGAAGGGCUUGCCUCAGUCACGAUUGAAUGUAAUCUUCAGCAAAUUUGAUGAAGUUCAGAGAUCUGGGAACAUGAUCCCCUCUUCAGGCUCAGAUAAGAAUUUUGAAGAUGAAGACUCAGUUGAUGGAGGCCGGUCCUCCUCUUCCUCAUCCUCCAAAACACCUAGUGUCAGGCGGACUGUAAUGACUGCUAGAAGACCCAGCUCAGCAACCUCAGCUAAGGCCACAGGUAAAGAAGCAGCUGCCGGUGCCGUUGAUGAAGAGGAUUUCAUCAAAUCUUUUGAAGAUGUGCCCUCUGUCCAGAUUUACUCUAACAGAGAGCUGGAAGACCAAUUGACGAAGAUUAGAGAAAUUCUGUCAGAUGACAAGCAUGACUGGGAGCACAGAGUGGUCGCGCUGAAAAAGGUUCGCUCACUCAUGCUGGCUGGCGCAGCAGAAUAUGAAGGCUUUCCUCAGCAACUGCGUCUGUUGGAGGCACCACUCAAAUUGUCAGCUAAAGAUCUACGCUCACAGGUGGUCCGCGAGGCCUGCAUCACUCUAGGAUAUUUUUCAUCGCUGCUGGGUAACAAGUUUGACCAUGGAGCUGAGAGCGCCAUGCCUAUACUCCUGAACCUUGUGCCCAACAGUGCCAAAGUCAUGGCCACAUCUGGAAUGGCUGCUAUCCGCCUCAUUCUCAGGCAUACACACUACCCACGUCUUAUCCCUAUCAUUACAAGUAACUGCACCUCCAAAUCAGUUGCAGUCAGGCGACGUUGUUAUGAAUUUUUAGAACUGAUGCUCCAAGAGUGGCACACUAGUACAUUGGAAAGGCAUGUGGCUGUUUUGACUGAGACCAUCAAGAAAGGCAUACAUGAUGCCGACUCAGAGGCCAGAUCCAUUGCAAGAAAGUGUUAUUGGGGUUUCCAUGGCCACUAUAGCCGAGAAGCAGAGCAUCUCUUCCAAGCGCUGGAGUCCACAUAUCAAAAAGCACUUCAGACUCAUUUGAAGAGCUCUGACAGCAUUGUGUCUCUACCCCAGUCGGAUCGUUCCUCGUCAUCUUCCCAGGAGAGUCUGAACCGACCCCUCUCUGUGAAGACUGUCAUUGGAGGCAGCAUAGGGAGAACUAAACUCGUUAGUACACGGAUGCCCAUUACAUCGGGUUCCCUCCAGCGUUCGCGUAGCGACGUCGAUGUAAAUGCUGCGUCCAGCGCCAAGUCAAGAGUGUCUACUGUUCCUGCGUCUCCGGCAUUCAGCUCAGCAGCUGCCCUUCCACCUGGAUCCUAUGCAUCAUUAGAUGGCACCCCUGGUAAAAGUGAUGGUCGUGUUCGUACCAGAAGGCAAAGUUCUGGCAGUGCAAGCGGAGCCAGUCCUUCAGUGGUAGACAGUCGAGGUCGGAGCCGGGCCAAAGUGGUUUCUCAGUCUCAGCGAUCCAGAUCAGCCAAUCCCAUCAGUGCUGGCAGUCGCUCCAGCUCCCCAGGCAAACUGCUUGGACACGGCAGCUACGGUCGGAUCCCUCGGGCAACAGUUUCUGCCUCUAACACACCAGCUGACAAACGCAGUAGGAUUCCUCGCAGCCAAGGAUGCAGCCGAGAGACCAGCCCAAGUCGAAUGGGCUUAGCCAGCUUGUGUGGUAAAAAACCUCUUCUCCCUGCUGCUCUUCCCUACCGCACGCUAGCCCGGAGCCGCAUACCCCGCCCCAGCAUGAGUCAGGGUUGCAGUCGCGACACUAGUCGCGAGAGCAGCCGCGACACAAGCCCAGCUCGUGGCUUUACUCCUCUGGCUUCCCGACGGCAUUCCCGUUCAACAAGUGCUCUCACAGCUGACCCUCAUGGCCAGUCAGAGCGUUAUGGUUUGAUUCACCAAGCUAGAAUCUCAGCGUCAGUCAAUGCGAUGAGGGUUCUUAAUACUGGCACGGAGGUGGAGGCAGCAGUUGCUGAUGCUCUGCUGUUAGGAGACUCCAGGAAUAAGAGGAAGCCAAUGAGGCGGAGGUACGAAUCCCCAGGGAUGUACUCCGAUGAUGAUGCCAACAGCGAUGCAUCCAGUGCCUGCUCAGAACGCUCGUAUGGUUCAAGAAAUGGCGGCAUUCCCCAUUAUCUUCGCCAGACUGAGGACGUGGCGGAAGUCCUGAACCACUGUGCCAGCUCUAAUUGGUCAGAGCGCAAGGAGGGCCUUCUGGGAUUGCAGAAUCUCCUCAAAGGUCAACGAAUACUGAGCCGAGUGGAGCUGAAGAGACUUUGUGAAAUCUUCACAAGGAUGUUUGCAGAUCCACACAGCAAGAGAGUGUUCAGCAUGUUCCUCGAGACCCUAGUGGAUUUCAUCACAGUACAUCGAGAGGACUUGCAGGACUGGCUGUUCGUCCUUCUCACCCAAUUGCUUAAAAAGAUGGGGGCAGACCUGCUCGGCUCAGUCCAAGCCAAAGUCCAAAAGGCCUUAGAUAUCACAAGGGAGUCCUUCCCAUUUGACCAACAGUUCAAUAUUUUGAUGAGAUUCAUUGUUGAUCAGACACAGACGCCAAACCUCAAGGUAAAGGUGGCUAUUUUGAAAUAUAUUGAGUCUUUGGCACGGCAAAUGGACCCAACUGACUUUAUCAACUCCAGUGAGACUCGCCUGGCUGUAUCACGCAUUAUCACUUGGACCACUGAACCCAAAAGUUCUGAUGUCAGGAAGACCCUACAUAACUGGGUGAGUGAGGAACUAGCUGGUGGAGUCAUUACUACAGCCUUACUGUCCAGUGAGGGCAACCCAGAAGAGAGGUGUAAGCAGGCUGCCCAGGUGGUGCUUAUAUCAUUGUUUGAGCUCAACACACCAGAGUUUACUAUGCUGCUAGGAGCUCUGCCCAAGACCUUUCAGGAUGGCGCCACCAAAUUAUUGCACAACCACCUGAAGAACUCCAGCAAUGCAAGUAGCGGUGUGGGUUCUCCAAGUAACACUAUUGGUCGUAUGACACCUCGCAACACGGCCAGUCGAACCAGCCCACUGACCUCUCCAACCAACUGCUCACACGGAGGAAUGUCUCCAAGUCGGUUAUGGGGUUGGGGUGUCGAAGGACUGUCAAAGCAACCCCCUGCCCCUACUCCUCUUCCUCCGCCUAACUCCACCUCUGCUGCCCCUUCUUUCAGGGUCCUGCGCAGAACACAUUCACCCAGCGUGAUGGAGUAUGACACUGAGAACAUGAACUCAGAGGACAUUUAUAGCUCACUCCGUGGUGUCACUGAGGCCAUCCAAAGCUUUAGCUACCGCAGCCAGGAGGACCUGAAUGAGUCAAUCAGACGAGAGGGCAAGCGAGAUGAUGCAGCCGGGAGAGAAGGAAUAGCUUCAACGCCUGGUUCAGAAGCUCGCCUGGGCUUGGAUGUACCAGAAGGGGGUCGUACUGCUUUGGACAACAAAACUUCACUGCUCAAUACGCCAUCACCGCGUUCCUUCUCUGGGCCAAGAAGUCGGGAGUUUGCGCCUUACGGCCAUGGUGAAACAAUCUGCACCUACGACAAGAGUGCCCUAAAGGAGGCUGUUUUUGAUGAUGACGUGGAACAGUUUCGUGACUGCCGGCGCAAAGAAAGUGGCGAAAAUACAAUGAUGCUCUCUGUUGGUCAGGACAACUCUGACAUGGUCGCCGACCUGCUUAAGGAAUUGUCCAAUCACAAUGAACGCUCGGAGGAACGUAAAGGUGCCCUGGUGGAGCUUCUGAAGAUCACGCGAGAAGACAGCCUGGCUGUGUGGGAUGAACAUUUUAAAACUAUCCUUCUCCUUUUGCUCGAAACACUGGGUGAUAAAGAUCAUACUAUCCGAGCCUUGGCGCUGCGUGUGCUGAAAGAAAUACUCAAGAACCAACCAGCUCGGUUCAAGAAUUAUGCGGAGCUUACCAUCAUGAAGACCCUGGAGGCCCACAAAGAUUCUUACAAAGAGGUGGUGCGUGCAGCCGAGGAAGCUGCAUCAACAUUGGCUGGAUCCAUCCAUCCAGAACAGUGUGUCAAGGUGCUGUGUCCAAUUGUGCAGACAGCCGAUUACCCAAUCAACCUGGCUGCCAUCAAGAUGGAAACCAAAGUCAUUGAACGCAUUCCCAAGGACUCACUAAUACAACUGCUGGUGGACAUCAUCCCGGGACUCUUGCAGGGCUAUGACAACACAGAGAGCAGCGUUCGCAAAGCCAGCGUGUUCUGUCUGGUGGCUAUAUACUCGGUAAUUGGUGAGGAGCUCAAACCCCAUCUGGCACAGCUCACCGGCAGCAAGAUGAAAUUACUGAAUCUGUACAUCAAGCGGGCCCAGACCACAAACAGCAAUAGCAGCAGUUCCUCAGAUGUCUCCUGUCACAGUUAAUGGAGAAAUCUUUAGCUGGAAAUCAUGCAGAUGAACGUCGCCAUCCAUCCCGUGGGCCCAAUGACUUAAAAUAUCACAUCCUCCUCUUGAAAUCACUUUUUUCUUUUCUUUUUUAGCACGCUUGUUCUGAAAACAUUGGAAUGUAGUUUGGAUAUGGAGCUAUCUCUUUUCUACCUUUGUAGAUCCCGUACCAAUCAUUAUUGUGUACUAUUCACUGUUAUGUUUCGCCUUUAUUUAGCGCUUUAGCUAAAUAAAACUUGUUGGUAAAAUAAAAUGAAUAAAAACAAAUACUGUAUAUAUAAAAAUGAUUUAAAUCAAAUGAGAAAAAAGCAUUAGUACUGUAUUCUAAUUUCAGGUAGUAUUUUAAGUAUACCGGCGCACAGAGAUGCCUCUGCGUUGAAUGUUUUUUUUUUUUAUAUAUAAUUUUAAAUGGCAAGUGGCUUCAAUUGAUUGAAUCCCCUCUGUGUAGAAAGUACAGUGUAAUGUAAAACAUGUUUUUCUCAAGAUGGAGUUGUGUGUGAGACUGCUGUUCCAACUUGAGUGAAAAGAGAGUUUGUAAAUAUUGCAAUAGUCUUUUCUAGCUGGGAGUUGGGAGAGACCAACAAUAUGACGCUGCAGCCUUGCUCAUGUCAUGCACACAGUAAGCUUCUUCACGGCGACUGCAGCGACUGACUGGCAUGUACAAAACUGUAAACUAUCAGCUUAUGAAAACUGUGAAUAUUGCGGGUGGGGGUGGAUACUGACCCUUGUAAAGAUGCAAGCAGUUUUCUCCAGUGUGUAACGACAGCCUCUACGGUAAUGAGAUGCACCACACGUUAGUUUGUUUGGACACCUUUAGACCUCUGCUUUGCAGCAUUUUUGUUAAAUCUAAGUUGCCUGUGUUGGAUUUUUCCACGUUAGCCUGCAUUUAACUUGCAGCACAUUGUCUGUGUGAAGGGCCCAGGUUAUUGGCUGUUCAAGUGCACUUGCAACAUUGUAUUACUCACUUCAUUACUUCAAUAUGUGUUUGGUCGACAUACCUUUCGGACAGAUUGUUUUAAUUUUAGCAUCUAAUUUACAGUAAGGUAUGAUGAAGCUUUAAAUGUUUGCAAAGUCAACUACUUUUCUUGGGUUAACUUAAAUGUGAUAAUAUAGAAUACAAUCUACUUUUUGAAAUUCAGCUGCUGUACAACGCCUCUCUACUUGAUGUGAUGAGUGAUGUGACAGAGAAUCCCAGGCAAAUAGGCCCGUUCUUCUGACUCAAGUAAAAUGAAUGAAUAUAAUUUUCGCUGAAACGUUGUUUUUUGUUUGUUUGUUUGUUUGUUUGUUUGUUUGUUUGUUUGUUUGUUUGUUUGUUUGUCUUUUAAGAAUAUCACAUUAGAGGUACCGAAAGUGACGUGUAGCCCUCAUACAGGCUAUUACACUUCUUUAAUUUAACUAGUCUUACACUUCUUUAAUUUGACAUCUUUUGAGGGUUUAAAUAAUUGCCAAGCCUGUUUGCUGUCAAAUGAAAAAUAAUUUUGUCAGACUUUUACUCUGUGUACAGGGGAGUCAAUUAUUACUCUGUCCAUACACGGGUGAGGCAGUAUUCUAAUUUCAAACCAUUAUUUUUUGUUUUAUUUUAUUUUACCAUGCAAAAUGUGUGCCCAUAUUUAUUUUCACUUAAUAUUUUAUUUUAUUUCUUUACAUUGUACAGAAGGAUGUUUUUGUUAACAACCACCCUUGAUAGACUUGCAACAAUCAAAAUUGUUUGCUUGCAUAAUAAACAGACUUGAUGAUCUGGAA